AUGGCGCUGACCCGGGUCGCCCUGCUGACCGCCGCCGCGGCCACCCUGCUGGCCGUCUGCGGGGCCGGCUCCUCACAGCUGUACGGAGCGGCCAGCCCCGGUCAGGGGACCGUCCAGGGCUCACUGUCAGAUGACAGGCCACGAGGGGACAGUCACCAGCGUCCCGUCCACCCGCUGGCACCGGCACGGACCCGGAGGUCACCGGGCGACCAUGCACGGGGCGUGACCUUUGACCUGAUCCCGGCGGCCACCGGCUACAACGACAAAUACAACGACAAGUACGGCAGCAAGUACCACAGCGACCACAGCCACGGGGCCGGCCACUACGGCAAAAAGGGCUACAAGGGCGGCAAGUACUACGACUCCGGCCACGGCCACCACGGCAACAAGUACGGCGCUCACGGCAGCGGCAACAAGAAGGGCUACUACGGCAACCACGGCAACAGCCACCACGGCUACAAGGGCGGUCAGAAUUACUACGGAGACAACCACGACAAGUACCACGGCAACAAGGGCCACAAGUACGGCAACAAGGGCUACUACGACAAGGGACACAAAAACAACGGCUACAAGAACGUGCACCACAAGGAGGAUUACAAGGCUAACAAAAAGUUCUAUGACAACUAUCACGACGACGGCUACCACAACAAGUACAGCGACCACCAUGGAUACUACGGUGGUAGUGACGGAAAGAAGUACCACGGCGGACACUAUAAGAAGGGUCACUACGACGAUAAGAAGGGUCACGACGGUUACUACAAGAAGGGCCACGACUAUGACAAGUACGGCGGCAACAAGGGCAAGUACGGCCAUGACGACCACAACGCGUACAAGGGCAACCACGGCAAGUACCACAGCGACAAGUACAAUAAGGGCGACCACCACGGCAGCAAAUACGGCGGCGGGUAUGGAAGCGGAUGGCGACUUGUUCUCCUUGGAUGUGACAUGGCGUGA
Molecule: messenger RNA, 954 nt
Organism: Amphibalanus amphitrite
Lineage: Eukaryota; Metazoa; Arthropoda; Thecostraca; Balanomorpha; Balanidae
Product: hornerin-like
Exons: 2
Coding region: 1-954 (317 amino acids)
Source: RefSeq, a predicted model, not a curated record